Messenger RNA from Hipposideros armiger (great roundleaf bat), 2607 nucleotides. It is a transcript of the gene SYBU, whose product is annotated as syntabulin. The record is from RefSeq and is a predicted model, not a curated record. Bases 238 to 1869 code for a protein of 543 amino acids. NCBI's taxonomy places the organism in Eukaryota, Metazoa, Chordata, Mammalia, Chiroptera, Hipposideridae. Gene Ontology annotation, biological process: synapse maturation; axonal transport of mitochondrion. Gene Ontology annotation, cellular component: cytoplasmic microtubule. The transcript is spliced from 6 exons.
GUGUCCCCGGCCUCGGAGUCUCCCUUCUCUGAGGAAGAGAGCAGAGAGUUCAACCCCAGCAGCUCUGGGCGCUCAGCGAGGACCAUUAGCAGCAACAGCUUCUGCUCAGAUGACACAGGCUGUCCUAGUAGCCAGUCAGUGUCUCCUGUGAAAACGCCCUCGGAUUCUGGAAAUAGUCCUGUUGGCUUUCGCCCUGGGAGUGAUGAAGACUUUACUCGAAAGAAAUGCACAAUUGGCAUGGUUGGUGAGGGAAGCAUCCAGUCAGCUCGAUACAAGAAGGAACCAAAGGCGGGCCUUGUAAAGCCAGGUAGUGAAGCUGAUUUUAGCUCCUCCAGCAGCACUGGCAGCAUUUCCGCUCCUGAGGUCCACAUGUCUGCUGCGGGAAGCAAGCGGCCCUCUUUUUCACGCAACCGAGGUCCCCAUGGGCGAAGUAGUGGAGCUUCCUCGCACACGUCUGGCAACAGCCCGCCGUCCCCGCGAGAAAAGGACCUUCUGUCCAUGCUGUGCAGGAAUCAGCUGAGCCCCAUUGCCCUUCAUCCCAGUUAUGCGCCUUCCUCCCCGAGUAGUAGCAACUCCGGCUCCUACAAAGGAAGUGACUGCAGCCCAAUCAUGAGGCGGUCUGGAAGGUACAUGUCCUGCGGUGAAAAUCAUGGCGUCAAACCCCCAAACCCAGAGCAGUAUUUGACUCCUUUGCAGCAGAAAGAAGUAACAGUGAGACACCUGAAGACCAAGCUGAAAGAGUCUGAGCGCCGACUCCAUGAGAGGGAGACGGAAAUUGUGGAGCUUAAGUCACAGCUGGCCCGCAUGAGAGAAGACUGGAUUGAAGAAGAGUGCCACCGGGUGGAGGCCCAGCUGGCCCUCAAGGAAGCCAGGAAGGAGAUUAAACAGCUCAAGCAGGUGAUCGAAACUAUGAGGAACAGCUUGGCUGAUAAGGAUAAAGGCAUUCAGAAGUACUUUGUGGACAUAAAUAUUCAAAACAAGAAGUUGGAGUCACUGCUUCAGAGCAUGGAGAUGGCGCACAAUGGCUCUCUGAGGGAUGAACUGUGUCUGGACUUUCCAUGUGAGUCCCCAGAGAAGAGCUUCACCCGAAAUACCCCGUUUGGCAAGAUGGCAGAUGGGCUGUCUCUGGAAGAGCAGGUCCCAGAGGAAGGGGCCGACAGCGAGCUGCUGGUGGGAGAGAGCAUGGCCGACGGCACCGAUUUGUUGGAUGAGAUGGUGACAGCCACCACCGCAGAGGCUGGCGACCUGGCGCUUCUUCAUUCCACCCUUGGGGCAGAGGUGUUUGAGACCCUCCCCAUGGCGGUGGGCCGGGAGGAGGGCGGGGUGGUGGUGGAGCAAGCCGUGCAGACCGACGUGGUGCCCUACAGCCCUGCAGUCUCGGAGCUCAUCCAGUACGUGCUCAAGCUCCAGGAGGCCUGGCCCUCCAGCUCCGCAUCCCCGGAGGAGUCUGUGGCCGACUCCACAGAAAGCUUCCCAGAGUCCAUCUCUGCAUUCCUGGUGGAUUUAACUCCAAGGAAUCCAAACUCAGCCAUCCUUUUGUCUCCCGUGGAGACACCACACAUCACGGUGGGCACGGAAGCUCAUGCAAACCGCCUCAUGCGAGAGCUGGAUUUUGCAGGCUCCACAGAAGAAAGAUGGGACGCCAUCAUCCCGUUGGCCCCGGGGGCCGUGGGGAGACAGUACUGGAGCAGCAGUUUCCUGGUGGAUCUCCUGGCCGUGGCUGCCCCCAUGGUCCCCACUGUUCUGUGGGCAUUCAGUACUCAGAGAGGGGGGACGGAUCCUGUCUACAACAUCGGAGCCUUGCUCCGGGGCUGCUGUGUGGUGGCCCUGCAUUCUCUCCGCCGCACCGCCUUUCAUAUCAAAACCUAGAUACGAAGUGAUUGUUUCCGUGUGCCAUUCUGUCCCGUGUGGCGUUGUGUUAGGUGGAGAAGCAGCAGGUCGACCUGGGACAGUGUCUGUUCUGUCGUGUUGCUCCUCGGUAUUGGAUUUGCACUAUAUUUAGUUGAAGCCUGUUCACUGUUGAGAACUGGAGGUAUCUUCAAAGGCAUGGAGACCUGGUUCAAGUCGAUGUCCCACCAGUGUGGUGUAGAAAGCAUGCUCAUGACCCUGCCGUGUCGUCUGAGGUGCCCGUUCUUAGCCUAGUGGUUCAGGAAGAGAAAAUGCAAAGUUUGCACUAUCAAGACAGCUUCUGUAAGGCUGGCAUGUUAUCUCCUUGCUUUGCUUUGUGCCGUUUUAAAAUGUGUGAUUGUUCCAGCAUUCCAAUGGUCUUGUGCAUAGCAGGGGACUGUAACCAAAAAUAAACGUGUAUUUGUGUAAUUGGUUUGAAGACGUCUUGACUAGUUCUUUAGUGUCUUACUUGGGGGUGAUACGGUUUGAGUGUUUGCAGUUUUUUACUAAAUGUAGCUCCAAAGUCCUUAAAAUGGCCCGUUUGUUCUUAAACCUGUUAAUUGAUGAAACUGUAUGUAAGUUUACAAUGUAUUAACUUAUUUUUUGCUUAUUAUAUAUAGUGUUUUAUUGGAAAUUGUUUGUAACCACCCACUUCAGCAUGAUGAAAAUAAAGAUUAGUGUUUCCAGUUAAAUAAAUGUUUUAUCCUCCUAUAAAAUAAU